AUGGAUUCAAAAAUGGAUAGCGGCUAUCUUUCUCCUGGAGAGACACUGGACCAUAAUUAUGAUGUGAUGAAGGAACUACUUCCGGAAGAAGUUAUUGGGAUAAUGGACCAGCUAUUAUGCUAUGAGGUAGCGUGGCAUAUGGGACAUCCACUUUCUCAAACACUAUUUACAUCGAUAUAUCUUGACCACUUACUUUGGCCGGUCCCUAAAUCACUGGAAGAUGCAAGGUUCGACGGCAACAAAGCUAAUCUAAAGAAAACGGAAGAAAAUGUAGCAGGUGGCAUUGUGACCAUUGUGUUGAGAGCUUACUGCCUUGCUUUAAUCAAAGCUUGCGCAUGUAUUCGAGAAAGAGUUGCAUCGGAGUUUUAUUAUGAGGAGGAAGAUUUUAGCACUCAACUAUACAACAGAAAGCUGCUCCCCAAUGUCAAAAUUGAGGAGAUUAUAGUAGUCCUCAACGAUGCUAUUAGGUGGCUCAAUCAUGAUGCGGGACCAAUCGACGAAACUCUCAGGGCUGCCCUUCUUGAUAGGCUCUCCUUCCGGCAUCAUAUCCUAGAGUAUCUGUCUCUAGACCUUGUUCUGGCACAGUCACGGUCUACAAAGAGCUUAACUUCCACACUAGGCCGUAUAGACCUCAUACAAAAGUCAUUACAUCUAGGAAAACCUGUUGAAGAUGCCUUUAGUGGCAAGAUUCAACGACGUCUCGCAAGCACUGUCCCUCCUCGUCCAAUAAUCAAGAUUGAACCACCAGAUGCUAUAUCAUACUUGAAAAGAUUCUGUCAGGACGCUAUCGAUUUACAGGAAAUACUAGAUUCUGAUAGUGCAUUCACCCUCUAUAAUUUACUAUGGGCUUUGCAAUCCCGCAAGCCACAGCCAGGUGUUUAUAUCCGAUCUUUAGCGCAAUCCAUUAUACUCCUGAAUGGACGGGUUCUUGAUAAGUUACCUGCCGAGGAAUUCUGCAGCAACAGCAUGAAGGACCUUGUGCUUCCAUUUAGCCCACUAUUUGACCCCAAAAAUAAGGAGGUGGAAGCUCCUUCAAACCCCAAGUUUCAUAUAGCGAAACAAAUGGAGACAUUUUUACAAGGAAUGACUCAGUACCCCUAUUAA
This is a messenger RNA of Trichophyton verrucosum HKI 0517, 1104 nucleotides long. RefSeq lists its product as uncharacterized. Gene Ontology annotation, biological process: N-terminal peptidyl-methionine acetylation. The record is from RefSeq and is a predicted model, not a curated record. The transcript has 5 exons. Gene Ontology annotation, cellular component: NatC complex. NCBI's taxonomy places the organism in Eukaryota, Fungi, Ascomycota, Eurotiomycetes, Onygenales, Arthrodermataceae. Bases 1 to 1104 code for a protein of 367 amino acids.